AUGACGAUGAUGAUUGAGCGCGUGAACGCCAACUCCCCGGCACAGGCCGUGAAGAGCCGCGCACGCGGGCCGACGAUUACGCAGCUGCGUGCCAAGCAGGCCGCUCUUGUGGCCGCAGCUGAGCUCGCAGCUUCGAGUAACGCCGAGGCGAGUGUGGUAAGGCACUCGCCCGUCGACGAAGCCAAGCGGUGGGCAAGCGGCAAAGGCCGCAAAGUGGGCUUCUCAAAAGCACGUGCCACCUUCCGUGGCGGCGGCACGGGAAUCGCGGCGACGGCCGCGAAGCACGACUCGCUCAUCAAGAAGGCCCGCUGGCGCGGCACCGAACAAAUUGCCCGGGAGACUCCGGCGGGCUCUGUGUCCGUAGUGACGAUGCCGCACCGCAAGGACUUCGCCUCCGACAAGGAGCACCAAGUGAGGUUUAACCUGUGGCUGAAGGCGGACGGCUUCAAAGGCAAGGUGAUUCUUUUCGCAGCAGCGUUGAAUAAAACGGACACACCAAACAAGGGGUGGGAGAAGGACAGGGUCCCCACCUGCGCGAGCAGGAUCUUGUAA
Molecule: messenger RNA, 552 nt
Organism: Emiliania huxleyi CCMP1516
Lineage: Eukaryota; Haptophyta; Isochrysidales; Noelaerhabdaceae
Exons: 1
Coding region: 1-552 (183 amino acids)
Source: RefSeq, a predicted model, not a curated record